GUCUCUUCAUUCAGAGUAUGCCUUAUAUUUUUGUCAAAUAUGAUCUCUAAUUGAAAGUUUAUUUUUGCUUUUGGAUGAAUCUGUGGAGCUCAUGUUGUAAGAAGAAAGGGGGAAGGAGACACAAUGAAAGAGAAGUCCAAAAAUGCUGCCCGGACUAGGAGGGAGAAAGAAAACAGUGAAUUUUAUGAACUGGCUAAAUUACUACCUUUGCCCUCGGCUAUCACCUCGCAGCUGGACAAAGCAUCCAUAAUCAGACUCACGACCAGCUAUCUCAAAAUGAGAGUAGUGUUCCCAGAAGGGCUCGGCGAGGCAUGGGGCCACUCAAGUCGCACCAGCCCCCUGGACAACGUAGGCAGAGAACUGGGCUCCCAUCUGCUCCAGACCCUGGAUGGCUUCAUCUUUGUGGUGGCCCCAGAUGGGAAGAUCAUGUACAUCUCAGAGACAGCCUCAGUCCACCUGGGUCUUUCUCAGGUAGAGCUGACUGGGAACAGCAUUUAUGAAUACAUCCACCCGGCCGACCACGACGAGAUGACCGCGGUGCUUACAGCUCAUCAGCCCUACCACUCUCACUUCGUCCAGGAGUAUGAGAUCGAGCGCUCCUUCUUCCUCAGAAUGAAGUGCGUCUUGGCCAAGAGAAAUGCGGGCCUCACCUGCGGGGGCUACAAGGUCAUUCACUGCAGCGGCUACCUGAAGAUCCGUCAGUACAGCCUGGACAUGUCGCCCUUCGAUGGCUGCUACCAGAACGUAGGCCUAGUGGCCGUGGGCCACUCGCUGCCUCCCAGCGCCGUCACGGAGAUCAAGCUGCACAGCAACAUGUUCAUGUUCCGCGCCAGCCUGGACAUGAAGCUCAUCUUCCUGGACUCCAGAGUGGCGGAGCUGACGGGGUACGAACCUCAGGACCUAAUCGAGAAGACCCUGUACCACCAUGUGCACGGCUGCGACACCUUCCACCUGCGCUGCGCCCACCACCUGCUGCUGGUGAAGGGGCAGGUGACCACCAAGUACUACAGGUUUCUGGCGAAGCACGGCGGCUGGGUAUGGGUGCAGAGCUAUGCGACCAUCGUCCACAACAGCCGCUCCUCCAGGCCACACUGUAUCGUCAGCGUCAACUAUGUCCUCACGGACACGGAGUACAAGGGGCUGCAGCUCUCUCUGGAUCAGAUCUCAGCCACCAAACCAGCCUUCUCCUACACCAGCAGCUCCACUCCUACCGUGACCGACAGCAGGAAGGGGGCCAAGUCCAGGCUCUCCGGCUCAAAGUCAAAAUCCAGGACUUCCCCAUAUCCUCAGUAUUCAGGAUUUCACACGGAAAGGUCUGAAUCUGAUCACGACAGCCAGUGGGGCGGAAGUCCCCUGACAGACACAGCCUCUCCGCAGCUCCUGGACCCCACGGAGAGGCCAGGCUCCCAGCACGACGGGUCGUGCGCCUAUAGACAAUUCUCUGACCGCAGCUCUCUCUGCUAUGGCUUUGCACUCGACCAUUCCAGGCUGGUGGAGGAGAGGCAUUUCCACACCCAGGCCUGCGAGGGAGGCCGGUGUGAGGCAGGCAGGUACUUCCUGGGAACGCAGCAGGCCGGGAGGGAGCCCUGGUGGGGCUCUCGCGCAGCCUUGCCCCUGACCAAGUCCUCCCCAGAAAGCAGAGAAGCCUAUGAAAACAGCAUGCCUCACAUCGCUUCAGUCCACAGGAUCCACGGGCGAGGUCACUGGGAUGAAGAUAGUGUGGUCAGUUCUCCAGACCCCGGGUCUGCCAGCGAAUCAGGUGACCGAUACCGCACUGAGCAGUAUCAAAGUAGCCCACAUGAACCUAGCAAAAUUGAAACUCUGAUAAGAGCCACCCAGCAGAUGAUUAAAGAAGAAGAGAACAGAUUGCAGCUAAGGAAAGCCCCCCCAGACCAACUGGCUUCCAUUAACGGAGCUGGGAAAAAACACUCGCUCUGUUUUGCAAACUACCAACAGCCUCCGCCAUCAGGAGAAGUCUGCCAUGGCCCGGCUCUUGCCAACACUUCACCAUGUGACCACAUCCAGCAGAGAGAGGGAAAGAUGCUGAGCCCCCACGAAAAUGACUAUGACAACAGUCCCACCGCACUGUCUCGAAUAAGUAGUCCCAAUUCGGAUCGCAUUUCAAAAUCCAGUUUGAUCCUAGCUAAAGACUAUCUACAUUCGGAUAUGUCUCCACAUCAGACCGCGGGAGACCAUCCCGCCAUCUCUCCAAACUGCUUUGGUUCUCACCGGCAGUAUUUCGAUAAGCAUGCUUACACAUUAACUGGAUAUGCCCUGGAGCACUUAUAUGACACUGAAACCAUUAGAAACUAUUCCUUGGGCUGUAAUGGCUCACACUUUGAUGUAACCUCCCAUCUAAGGAUGCAGCCAGAUCCAGCACAAGGACACAAGGGAACAUCUGUUAUAAUAACCAAUGGAAGCUGAUGUUUUUCUAAACUAUUUUGUUCUUUAA
Suricata suricatta (meerkat) is the source of this 2452-nucleotide messenger RNA. It is a transcript of the gene SIM1, whose product is annotated as SIM bHLH transcription factor 1. The record is from RefSeq and is a predicted model, not a curated record. The transcript has 11 exons. NCBI's taxonomy places the organism in Eukaryota, Metazoa, Chordata, Mammalia, Carnivora, Herpestidae. The coding region runs from base 124 to 2424 and encodes 766 amino acids. Gene Ontology annotation, molecular function: RNA polymerase II transcription regulatory region sequence-specific DNA binding; DNA-binding transcription factor activity, RNA polymerase II-specific; protein dimerization activity. Gene Ontology annotation, biological process: regulation of transcription by RNA polymerase II.